CCUCCUUUCAUGUGUGUGAUGCUGGUCUCAAGGGUGUAGCUCAGACACUGCAGUAGAAGGUAGGGCUUGGCUGCUGCACUAUACAAUGCGCUGAAAGAUGGUGCACCAGGAGAAAUGUGUUUACCAGGCCCAGAGGAAUGAGAGGGAGUCCAUUAGGCAGAAGCUGGCCCUUGGCAGUUUCUAUGACGACGGACCGGUUACCUUUACUGGCUGCAGCAAGAGCAGCAAAAACUGCCUGUCCUCACGGCUUCAAAAUGGGGUGAAUCUACAGAUGUGCUUUGUGAAUGACAGCAGCAGUGACAGGGAUAGUGAUGCAGAGGACAGCAGAACAGAGACCAGCUUGGACACUCCAUUGUCUCCUAUGAGUAAACAGAGCUCCUCUCUCUCUGACCGGGAUACAGGAGAGGAAGACCUGGACUCAGAGGAUUCGGAAUUCUGGCGGCUACAGCGGCGACUGCAGGAGGAGGCCCGUGUGGCUCUGGCGUUGGCCCGUCCCAUGGCCCGCAUGCAGGUGGAGGUGGAGAGACAGAUUCAACUACAUCGCAGGUCCCCCGUGGCAGACUUGUUACCACAUCUGCCACACAUCAGUGAGAGUCUAAUGAAGAGGAAUCUGAGGCCUGUGGAUAUGAGGGACAUGAGUCUUGGACAGUUACAGGUCAUUACCAAUGACCUGCACUCUCAGAUACAAGGUCUGAAUGAGGAGCUGGUUCAGCUGUUGCUCAUGAGAGAUGAGCUACACAUGGAACAGGAUGCCAUGCUGGUAGAUGUGGAGGAUCUAACCAGGCAUGCACAUAGCCAGCAGAGGCACAUGAUGGAGAAGUCUGUGACCAAAGGCAAAGCAGCUUGCCAUGGUCGCUGCGAUUCUCCAUUUUGAGGCAAACAGCACAGGGUCCAACCUUUUGUGUUUCACUAUAUGAAGCAGUAUACUCAGAAUAGAUCCUUUCUUUUCAAAUAGAUGUGUGUGUUUUUGCCUAUGUUUCAAGCUUUGUGUGGAUGUAUGUUAAUUAUACAUGCUGUAAGUGUUCAUGCAUGCCCGCACCUUAGCUGAGGGUUACACACUCACUUCUGAGAAAGUCCUGUUGAUCUGUCAUAAUGUAAAAAUACAGAAAGAAUCAUCAAUCAGUGACAGGCUGGAUCUUUUCCUGUGCAAACUAUCUGCUGGUUUCAUGAUACUGAAUAGACCUUAAUAGGAAACAGCUCUAAUAGAAGGCUAGUUCACCCAAAAAUGAUGCUUUUGUCAUUGUUUAUUCACCAUCAUGUCAAACCUUUAUAAGGAAUGUUUCUGAACUGUUUUGUCCAUGAAAGUCAGUAGGAUCCAAAAUAUUUUAUUUUCCACAGAAGAAAGAAAUGCAUCCUGACAUUCGUUUUUAGGUGAACUGUCUCUUUAACUCUCUAUCAACUAGUAAACUGCUUCUCUGUGCAGAUUAUUGCUGGAUUCGCUUCUGCAAUGUCCCUUCUUAGGGAUGAAUAAGUUUACUCUACUCUCUACACUGUAAAAAACAAUUUGUUGAGUCAACUUAAAAUAAUUUGUAACCUGGCUGCCUUAAAAUUUUAAGUUCAGUCAACUCAAAAAAAGUUUAUUCAACUUGAAAUGUUAAAUUAUACUAAGUGACAACUUAGAUAUUUGAGUUGAAUCAACUUAAAAUUUUAAGGCAGCUGGGUUACUUACCCAUCUGUUAAGUUUAGCAAACACAAGUUGUUACUUAGUACAACUUAACAUUUCAAGUUGACUAAACCUAUUUUAGUUGACUCAACUUAAAGUUUUAAGGCAGCAGGGUAACAAAUCAUUUUAAGCUGACUCAACAAAUUGUGAUUUUUAUUUUUUACAGUGUAGUUUUCCUCUGACGCAGUGUUUGCACUGGCUGUUGUGCUAUAUACGGAACUCUCCUACCUAAAACAUAACCAAAAGUGAGUAUUAGGAUGAUGUUAAUGUUAUAUUUGUUUGAAGCUGCCUGCUGUGGUGGUAAUCGAUUCUUGUGUUCACAAUGAACUAUUAACGUCAGUCUUUUAAGAAUGUCUAUUUUACUUACUUUUUCAUCCAAAUGUGGCAUUUCCUGUUUCACAGAUGUAAGUGACACAACAUGGUUGAAAUGCUGUAUAUCUUUGUGCACAGAACUGUAAAAGGGAAUUAUGAACAAAUAAAUGACUUAAUAUGGGCCAGUA
This is a messenger RNA of Labeo rohita (rohu), 2163 nucleotides long. RefSeq lists its product as uncharacterized. Gene Ontology annotation, biological process: positive regulation of hippo signaling. The transcript is spliced from 7 exons. Gene Ontology annotation, cellular component: cell junction; plasma membrane. The record is from RefSeq and is a predicted model, not a curated record. NCBI's taxonomy places the organism in Eukaryota, Metazoa, Chordata, Actinopteri, Cypriniformes, Cyprinidae. The coding region runs from base 98 to 874 and encodes 258 amino acids.